UUUGUGGGCUGUCCAUUGGCUGGCGCAGUGAUGGUUAGCCCUCCCAUGUUUUUCUAUGGUGCUUGUGGGCUACUCAUUCCGGCAGCUGCAUCGCUGAACAGUGACCUUCUCUCCUUCAUUCUGCAACCGUCAUUCCGCAACUCAAUAAUGAGUUACUUUCUGAUGUUUAGUAAGUCGCAUGGGGAUGGGGUUCUGUCUCGCUACCAGAACCUGCGGAUGGCGGGACGGAUGUGCGAUGUUGCCUUGGAAGCUGAAGGCAAGGAGUUUCCUGCUCAUCGCGCCUUGCUGGCCUGCUCCAGCGACUACUUCUGGUCCCUGUUCCAGGAGCACACCCUGGAGUCCAGGGUUCGCGCUAUCAGCCUAUCUGCCCUGUCUUCCACUGGCUUGGAGCAGGUCCUGGACUUCAUCUACACCUCGUGGAUUUCGCUAUCCCCCUGCACCCUGGAGGACACCCUGGAAGCCGCGUGCUAUCUCCAGGUCACGCAUGCCGUGGAUCUCUGUGCUCGGUAUAUCUCAGACGGCCUCAGUCUGGACAACUGCUGCUUUUUCGCCAACGUGGCUGCCCGUUACGGCCUUUCAGAGGCGCUCACGGUCACCAACCACUUCAUUGCAUUUAACAUGGCAAAGCUGCUCGGCACCAGCAGGGGUAGGACUGGGCUGCUGGAGCUGAACCUCGAUUCUUUCCGAGAGGUCCUGGGAUCCGAGGAGAUUCCGGGGGUGGAGGAGGUGGCCAUGCUGCACCUGGCUCUGGACUGGCUGGGCUCCAACACCAUAGCCACCCUGGAAAGCAACUCCUUGCUCAGCCGCGUCCGAUUUGGGCUGAUUCCUCCCAGGGAGCUGUCCCGCCUGGGCGCCCUGAAACCAGCCCUGCGCACGCCGUUCAUUCACAGCCUUGUGCAGAAAGCCUUGUAUUACCACAUGCAGGUUGCACUCAAGCCGCUGCUGCAGAGCAUCCAUACGAGCUUGAGAACGACGAGCGGUAGAGUGCUCCUGGUGGGAGGGGGGCCCGAGGCGGACCGGCCCAGGGCGCAGAUCCAGAGCUAUGACCAGCACAGCAGGAAGUUCCGCCCACUGUCCGUCGCCAUGCCAAAGAAGCUCCAGCAUCAAGGCGUUUGCGUGGUGGGGAACUUCCUGUUCGUGAUAGGAGGUGAGCAGGUGGAGGUGGACGAGGAGAGUGAGAAGACGGCAGUGAUGACGACCUCUGACCGAGUGUGGCGCUACGACCCUCGGUUUGAGCGCUGGGAGGAAAUGGAGCCACUGCUACAGCGGAGGGCACAGUUCUCUUGCUGUGUGGUGGAGGGAGUUAUCUACGCCAUAGGGGGACGGGGCCAGAGAGGAGAGCCGGCCUUGUCUUCGGUGGAGAGGUAUAACAUGAGGGCGGGCUGCUGGCGUAGCGGGCCACCUUUGCCCAAUGCUAUCCAUGGUCAAGCCUGCGCUACAGUUGGCACAGGUGUUUACAUCUCAGGUGGUAUCCAUGGCACCCAGUCUGAGAGCAGCAAAGAAGUACUAUUUCUAAAUACCUCAGGACCUGCUGCCUGGAAAAGACGUGCUGCAAUGUCUAUAGCCAGAUUUGGCCACCAGAUGGCGACGAUAAAAGAGUACAUCUAUACCUUCCUGGGCAUGUACGAACCAUUUUGCGACAUUGAGCGCUACGACCCGGAGCAAAACCAGUGGACGAGACUUAAGCCGCUUCUGCAGGACCGCUUUUGCUACGGACUGACAGUCAGUCCAGGAGGGCACGUGCUGCUGUUCGGAGGCAGGAAGUGGCAGGACGGACAGGAAGUGUGCACUGCGAAUGUACUGGAGUACGACCCUGAAUAUGACAGCUGGAGAGAAGUGUGUAAACUGCCUGUGCCAUUAUCUGGGGCUCACUGUGCUGUAAUGACCAUCCAAGAACCUAUAGAGACAUAGGAGGUAAAAGUCCAUUCCAUUCCAUAUGCACACAGAGAACGCCGGGGUUUCCACUGCCUGACUCUCUGCCGUGGGAGACCGAAAAUGAUGGUUUUUCAAUUGGUGCACUCUGAAAUUGGGAGAGGCUGAGAACGGAUGGCAGCUCAAGGGGAAGGAAGGAGAACUCUGACAUAUCCAGAGCUGGUGGACCGUGAGAGAGGUGGAAUGCGAUCAGUGUGUGUGCAGGUGCAAUGGGGUUUGACCUCCUGAAAAUGGAACUGCUCCACAGGCUUAUUAGAAAUGCAAACAGGUAAACCAGAGGAAGUCUGGCACUGGAGACAUGACACCGACACAAAUCCAGAAAACCAUGUCAGCAACAGGAGCCGGGAUGAGCUGAUGGUCCAAAACAAGUCCAAGAUUCCUGCGAUUCCUGCAGUGCUCAGCAGAGCAAAGGACAGAGUUAAGGAUAAGUAUUUUUGAUAGUUGAACAGCAGUAUAUCAUAUCGAGAAGAACCAACAAGGGGAAUUUCACAGUGCAAAUGAGUUAAAAAAUGAAGUGCAAAAAUGCACACAUCCUUGGACAUGAGCUGCAUAUUUGGCCUGGGAUACAGGUUCAGGGCUAGAGACAUGAAGUGUUAUGGUGAGCGAAGGUCAGAGACAGAGAGCUUAGGCAGAGGACAGGAGAGCAGUGGACAAGAAUGAGAAUGAAGAUUGUGAUUAAAAUAGCAUUUGAGGAUAUAAGGUAUGCAAAUGCACUCGAAUUCGGCGCAAGUGUGAAGGUCUCUGAGUGUGUGUGGGAUGAAGCCUAAAGGAGGGGAAAAAAAGCAUAGAUUUAGCAGGGCUCUCUAUAUUUGCAUAGACAAACACUAAAAACAGGCUGCUCUUCUCUCAAAACUCAGCAACAAAACAGACUCUAGAGUGUUUCCCAUUGACAGCUGUAAGACUAGCUUCAAAAAGUUCAGAUGUCAGUAGAAAACCGAAUAGAAGUCAUGGGGGCACUUCUAAAAUGCGUCAAACUGGCUGCGUGUAUUGUGAUUAUUUUGGCAAAAAAUAAAAUUUAUCUGCCUAGAGUGAAA
This is a messenger RNA of Electrophorus electricus (electric eel), 2966 nucleotides long. RefSeq names its product kelch-like family member 34 (gene klhl34). Gene Ontology annotation, molecular function: protein binding. The record is from RefSeq and is a predicted model, not a curated record. Lineage: Eukaryota; Metazoa; Chordata; Actinopteri; Gymnotiformes; Gymnotidae.